AUUUGACACAUAUCUCAGAACGGCACGAAAGGCUGGUGGAAAAUCCGAGAGGAUAACGUAAACUCGUCGUCAGUAGUGUUCUUAUUCUCGCGGCGCGGAGUAGCUUCUCUUGAUUGCAGUGCGUGAAGUUGUUAUGCUUGGUAUCGAUACGCUGUUAUCAGAAGAGCCAGUGCUGUAUGAUAAGAGGAGCUUCCUGGUUGGGUGUUGCUUUGUGGUACCGAGAGCAGCAAAAGGAAGCCUGAGCUUUUUCUUGGAAGGAUUUGGUGCUGUUCCAAGAAUUUGGUGUUGAGUUGGUGCGAAAGCGAAAACAAGAUUCAGUGUCUUUGAAAGGUUACGAGAAUUUCUCGUUUCGAAAGAGGAAGAAUGAGUGUCAGUAUAUCGUCGUUAUCACGAGUGUCCACUUUAGCUUUGUGCCAGUGUGCCAGCAGUGCAGCAGGAACCGUUAUUCCUGUGACUUCAACUGCGGUUUCCAUCAAAGGUUUUCAUGGGUAUAGUCGGUCAUUACCCAGGAAGAAUUUAUACACAGCAAAGCACAGAAAAAACACAAGCACCAGUAGGUCCUCUUGUGGGAGUAGUUAUGACAUCUUCAAUGCUACCAACAGCAGCCUCUCGGUGAUAUCAUCUAGAAUGAGCAGCGCCCAGCGUUGGUAUACGCAGGCAGCAUCGACGCUGACACGCGAGCAGCUUCACGAUCUGGUCUAUCGUCUCAACGAAGAUGAAAGGGAAUUGCUGAUGAACACGUUGAAACAGUUCGAGUCCAACAAACAGAAGGCUCAGUUUGAAGCAGGACAGUUGGCGGCAACGGCAUGGCGGAGUAGGUUUGGUCGCCCUUCGAAGCUGCAGCCCGCGCUCGGCGAUGUAGAUCCUACUGGUUCCUAUUGUGCGGUACCGGAAGAUUGGCUGCGGAAAAAGUUCGCGGAUACCGUGCCGGCGCCACCGACGGCGGACCUGAUGAAAUUGGGACUAAUAAAUUCGCUGCCGUUCAUCGGAUUUGGUUUUCUUGACAAUUUCACCAUGAUUAUAGCGGGAGAUUACAUCGAGCACACUCUCGGUCUGUUCAUGUGCAUCUCGACGAUGGCAGCGGCCGCCCUGGGGAACACAAUCAGCGACGUGAUUGGCAUCGGUUCGGCUUUCUACGUUGAAAAGCUGGCCGAAAUGAUUGGCGUGAGGCCACCCAAGAUGACACCACUUCAGCUGGAACUGAAAACCAGCCGACGGGCAGCGAAUAUGGGACGCGUGGUCGGUAUCACUAUCGGGUGUCUGCUUGGGAUGUGUCCACUCCUCUUCCGGGACGACGAAGAGGAUGAUGCGAAAAAAGAAAAGAACGCUGCUGUGAAUGUGGAAAAAGCAAAGCUGGAGGAAAAGGGGGAUAAGUAGAAUGCUUCAUUCGUUAGUACUCGGCCAAAUCAGGGUAACUGUUUUCAUGCUUUUACUAAUUUUAAGAAUAUUAAACGUUCCGAUGCCACUCGUUGAUUUUAGUUGUGUUAGGUUUUAACGAAAUGACCAUAUUUAUAUGUUCGAGUUUUCUACUCCGCGUGUGAUCGUCCUGUGCUCGACAGAAAGAUUGAUCGUUACCUCUUCUCGAUACUAGUCCAUUACAGCUAACAAGAUAUAUUAAACGUACUUAGCAAAGUUUGAGUUUGAUAGCGAAACAGAUUUCAUACUUAAUAGUGUUUGAGGGUUGCAAUAUAAUCAAAACGGACACGCUUCGGAGACUUGUAUUUGAAGUGGUGCAUUACGAGCCGUUUCUGGAAUCUUUUUAAUUCGUUUAAUAAAUUUUUAAUGCGUGCUUUUUCAUUGAUACUAAUAUUUUUUUUUUAAUUUAUGGUUGUUAUAGUCUAUGAGAUAUACAUUUUAAUGAUGCCUACCGAACAAAAGGCCGGUAAACUAUGUUUAUUAUAAUAAACAUAAUCAAAAUUACUACUUACGGCAUAUAAAAUGAUUUGGUCUUGUUUUCAUACAUUAGAAAUCAAUCGACUUGAGAAUGAUAAUAUUAGAUAAAAAGAAAUAUGGGUCCACCUGAGCGCAGAGUCGAGUAUAAUAUUCAGACACGAUAAUAGAUAUACCUUUUAAGGAAAGAAAAAAAUCAUAACUAUUCGUAGAUUGGGAGUAGCCUGAAAGUCCGUUCCGUCAAAUCCUGCUUCCAAUAGUCUAGUGUAAGUAUUUCGUAUAAAUCGGGAACAGAAACCAAACUGCGAAGUACGGUCGAAUCCGCACUCCCAGACAAGAUCUAGAAGCUUAUCGCGAAGUAAAAGUGUAUGAAAACACAACGCUCAUAACCAUUUUUCCCCAUCAUGAAUAUAUUAGCGGCUUAUAAAAAGCAACAACUCCGAUUACCUCUGUAGCAAAAAAUAAAGCACACCACACUUUCGAAACGAUCCAAAAAUCUUUUCCCCCCACUAAUGGACGAAAAGAAAUUCGCAAUUACACUACUACCGAUUGAACUUGUUUUCGCCAACAAUAAUGCCUGGAAUGAAAAUGAAGAAGCAGAUCAAAACUGAAUUUACUCCAUCCAUUUCGCGUACACAAGAGAUGUACAAGAAAUUCUAAACAUGAAAAGAAAAAAAACUUUUUCCUGUUCUUAUAUCACCCUGCCUUACGAUGAAAUGAAACUUUCUGAUGCUUUCCAACCGUAGAGAUAACAAAACAAAGAUUGAAUAUAGUAAGAAGCAAUGAAAAAAAAACAAUUAUAUGUCGAAGAUAAUAGAACAUAAACUUGUACCGUAUAACUCGUAUUCGUGUUUUUUUCUGCAAAAAAAAGCUCGUUAAACAACUUCCAAUGUUCAGAAAUCAAAUGUUUGUCGAAAGUUGUAACAAAUCGCAGAAUCAUUCAGUAAUCUCUAGCUAAUGAUCUAUAAUGUAGUCUAAUAACAAACAUCGAUGGACAGAGUAGUAUUUAACAAUGAAAAAAGAUCACUUCUACUAUAAGUACUUGAACGGUUCUUCCAUGACAAAGUAGUAACAAUAGCAGCAAUUUCCUAUCACACAGAAUUAACCAAGCGAACGAAGCAUGCACACCAUUUAGAAUCAAAAAUGCGUGUUCAUUUUUGAAGAAAUGAAAAAUCUUUGUCACAAGCGAGUCGCGUUAGUUACAGUAGAGCCAAAUAUAGGUACGAUAAAAGUAUGAUUAAGUAGUUUUUCCUGAGAUUGCACAAACAUUUAAACUAACGAGCAAAAAGAAAAUUGGUAGUGCAAUUGUAAAUGAUGAUGAUUUCGUUGUUUUUUCACAUUCGAUAUCGAUGCAAUAAUGUGAAAAUCGAGGAGAAAAUAAAACUUAC
This is a messenger RNA of Toxorhynchites rutilus septentrionalis, 3278 nucleotides long. Its product is annotated as transmembrane protein 65. NCBI's taxonomy places the organism in Eukaryota, Metazoa, Arthropoda, Insecta, Diptera, Culicidae. The record is from RefSeq and is a predicted model, not a curated record. The transcript has 6 exons. Gene Ontology annotation, cellular component: mitochondrion. The coding region runs from base 364 to 1377 and encodes 337 amino acids.